Molecule: messenger RNA, 2470 nt
Organism: Bufo bufo (common toad)
Lineage: Eukaryota; Metazoa; Chordata; Amphibia; Anura; Bufonidae
Gene: CLPX
Product: caseinolytic mitochondrial matrix peptidase chaperone subunit X
Exons: 14
Coding region: 156-2030 (624 amino acids)
Biological process (GO): proteolysis; protein folding; protein catabolic process
Cellular component (GO): mitochondrial matrix
Molecular function (GO): ATP-dependent protein folding chaperone; protein dimerization activity; zinc ion binding
Source: RefSeq, a predicted model, not a curated record
UCGGGUCGUUGAACCCAGCCGGGCUGACGACAUUGCAGGCUGCUGGCCGGGCCCGGGCGACUCUGCGGUUCCGGUUUGACUCUCAAGCCUCCCAGGAUUUCACGCUGAGUCCUGUCCGUCCUGUCACGCCAGCUUAGAGACCGAGCACCGGGACCAUGUCCGGCCCCAGCUGUUCGUGCGCAGCCAGGAUCAUCAGCAGCACCCUGCAUAGAGGAGUUGCUUGCAGUCGGGGACAUCUGUUAGUUUUUAGAAGACCUGGAACACUUGAGGCUCCUGUAAAGAGGAAGAUACCAUAUAGAGCCUUCUCUGAGACUACCGUGUAUUUUGCCUCUAAAGACGGCGCCAGCAAAGAUGGAUCAGGGGAUGGAAAGAAAACUGUGAGUGAAGGAGGCAGUAAGAAGUCCUCUGGCAGCUCAGGGAAAGGAGGAAAUCAGCUGCGAUGCCCGAAGUGUGGAGAUCUGUGCACCCAUGUAGAGACGUUUGUCUCCUCUACUCGUUUUGUGAAGUGUGAGAAAUGUCACCACUUCUUCGUUGUGCUGUCAGAGGCAGAUUCAAAGAAGUCUAUAAACCGAGAACCUGAGACUGCUGCUGAAGCUGUGAAACUAGCAUUUCAACAGAAACCUCCACCACCACCUAAAAAGAUCUAUAACUACCUCGACAAAUAUGUGGUGGGCCAAUCAUUUGCAAAGAAAGUGCUUGCUGUUGCUGUGUACAAUCAUUACAAGCGGAUUUACAAUAACAUCCCAGUUAACAUAAGACAGCACGCUGAAGUGGAGAAGCAGACCUCUCUAACCCCUCGAGAGUUAGAGAUAAGAAGACGGGAAGAUGAGUACAGAUUUACAAAACUACUGCAGAUUGCUGGGAUCAGUCCACAUGGCAAUGCCUUGGGAGCAUCUAUGCAACAGCAAGUGAACCAACAAAUGCCACAGGAGAGGCGAGGAGGUGAUGUGCUGGACUUGAACAAUGAAGACAUCAAGCUAGAGAAAAGUAAUAUUCUGCUGCUUGGCCCAACUGGGUCUGGUAAAACCCUUCUUGCACAGACAUUGGCAAAAUGCCUGGAUGUCCCCUUCGCCAUCUGUGACUGCACCACCCUGACUCAAGCUGGAUAUGUGGGAGAGGACAUUGAGUCUGUAGUUGCUAAACUGCUUCAGGAUGCCAAUUACAAUGUGGAGAAAGCUCAGCAAGGAAUUGUAUUUUUGGAUGAGGUUGACAAGAUUGGUAGUGUCCCAGGCAUCCAUCAGCUGAGAGAUGUGGGUGGGGAAGGCGUGCAGCAGGGUUUGCUGAAGCUUCUUGAAGGCACUGUAGUUAAUGUCCCAGAGAAAAACUCAAGGAAGCUGCGUGGUGAAACCGUUCAAGUUGACACCACAAAUAUCCUCUUUGUAUCGUCUGGAGCUUUCAAUGGCCUGGACAGGAUCAUCAGUCGGAGAAAGAAUGAAAAGUAUUUGGGAUUUGGCAUUGCUUCGGAUACUGGUAAAGGACGCAGGGCAGCUGCAGCAGCAGAUCUAGCAAAUGCCAGUCCUGAAUCAAAUGCAGUACAAGACAUUGAAGAGAAGGACCGUCUGCUGCGCCAUGUGGAAGCAAGGGACCUCAUUGAGUUCGGCAUGAUCCCGGAGUUUGUGGGUCGCCUACCUGUAGUGGUGCCUCUUCACAGCCUUGACGAGCAGACUCUUGUACGCAUCCUCACCGAGCCACGUAAUGCCGUUGUGCCGCAAUACCAGGCUCUGUUCAGCAUGGAUAAGUGCGAGUUAAAUGUCACUGAAGGUGCUCUGCGGGCCAUUGCUAGACUGGCUCUUGAACGAAAAACGGGUGCUAGAGGCCUUCGCUCAAUCAUGGAGAAGCUCCUUCUUGAGCCCAUGUUUGAAGUUCCAAACUCUGACAUAGUUUGUGUUGAGGUGGACCAGGAAGUGGUUGAAGGCAAAAAAGAGCCAAGUUAUAUCCGAACACAAAAUAAAGAGGCGACCGAGGAAGAGUAUGACUCUGGAGUGGAAGAGGAAGGCUGGUCCCGACAGGCUGAUGCAGCAAACAAUUAGACUGUGCCAGUUCUCUACUGUUCUCCUUCAGUGUUGAAAUUGCUUAUUCUUCUUUAGCGAAAAACUAACACUUUUCACAAUGCUAAAUACAACUUUUAUUACCCGAAAAACUCAACUUUGGGAGAACAACCAGGAAACUCAUUUUAAGGAACUUCAGAUUUCUACUGUAGAGAGCAGUCUUUAUACAAGUCAGACGAUAACGGUGUAUAUUAUCCAGGGCUUUUAUAAGACGAGAAUCUUUUUGUUAACACUUCAUUUACUGGGAUUAGCCAUAAUUAAUUUUACAAUAAUGUUCAGUCAUGCAGGUGGGCACUCUACUGAAACAUGGUUGUUUGGGUUACACAGGGGUCUCUUGCAUCUCCCAAAUUCAUUUUCCAUUAGUUAUUUCUUGUCAGUUCAGAGACUUGUUUUUAUGUCCUUUUUUUUUUAUGUCCUGGCUC